Messenger RNA from Mesorhabditis belari, 693 nucleotides. Lineage: Eukaryota; Metazoa; Nematoda; Chromadorea; Rhabditida; Rhabditidae. The record is from the annotation of a GenBank genome assembly.
AUGAUACCAAAUGGGGCACUUUACAGCAUUACGAGAUGGGCAAUGCCACCACAAGUUGUACUGGUUUUGUUGUUCAUCUUCUUGUUACUCGUCAACAAUCUGGGCAUGACUUUGGAGUUUUCAGCAAUUCAUAAAGUAAAACUAACCACAAUUCCAAACGGAAAACUCGCUUUCUAUCUCUACAUCAAAGGAAUUGUGGUCAGUGUGGCUAAUAUUAUUGGAAUCUUUUUUGUCAUCGGAUCUUCAUUGUACUAUCAAGAAAUUUGCAUGGGAACUUAUCAACAGUGUCAGAGCUUCUUCUCAACCCCAGUCCCUAUUGAAUUCCAAAAUGAGACGUCAAUCCUCGAGACAAUCGAGAUGCAACGAUACUUUUUGCUUAUUUUUUUGUUACAGGCACUCGACGUGUUCAUUUGCAUCAUUCUACCCUGCGCAUUGCUGGCUCUAGCAAUUCUUGGUUUCAAUUUUCUCCCGGAGUCAUUGAUUUCUUCACCAUCGAUCUUUUUGUAUUUGCAUUCUGCAUCGAAUUCUGUAAUCUUGAUUUUAUCGACUGAAUCCUAUCGAAAUACCGUCAAGAGGUGGUUCUCGAACUUGACAAUCGGGACGUGCAAUUGGUCAUGUAAAAGACGAAAAAAUGGGAUCCUCGUUGCUUGGCCUCUCAGCUCCACACCUCAUCAAAAUGAAUCAACGAAUGGC